Messenger RNA from Andrographis paniculata, 1742 nucleotides. Its product is annotated as UDP-glycosyltransferase 86A1-like. Gene Ontology annotation, molecular function: UDP-glycosyltransferase activity. The transcript has 3 exons. Bases 154 to 1584 code for a protein of 476 amino acids. The record is from RefSeq and is a predicted model, not a curated record. Lineage: Eukaryota; Viridiplantae; Streptophyta; Magnoliopsida; Lamiales; Acanthaceae.
AGACCUGAUAGUGUCUCUGAUUCUAAUUCAUACACUGUGUUGUGCAGGACGAAAUCUGCCUUGCUCUCUUCUUUAAAUGCUGUGAAAACAAGUUUGUAUGACGUAGUUUCAACAUCGCUUUCUUUCAGAUAUCUCCAUUGGCGCGGACUACUGAUGAUGCAGAGCCCACAGAGAACAAUGGGGAAGAAUCUCCAUUUCAUCAUAAUCCCACCUCCUUUCCAGGGCCACAUUAACCCUUCAAUUCAACUAACCCUAAAGCUUGCAUCGAAGGGCUUCACCAUCACCUUCGUCAACACCCACUCCACCCACGACAAAAUCACCAAGACUUGCGACGAUGAUGUGUUCGCCGGUGCUCGAGAAUCGGGCCUGGACAUUCGUUACAGGACUAUCAGCGACGGGUUCCCGCUAACCUUUGACCGAUCUUUGAACCGGGAGCAGUUCUUAGAAGGCCGGCUUCAUGUAUAUCCGGCGCACGUCGAUGAACUGGUUGGGCAACUGUCGGGGUCGGAUCACCCACCCACCUGCUUGGUUGUCGACACAUUUUCGACUUGGGGAUCCAACAUUGCCUGGAAAUAUGGACUUGUCUACGUCUCGUUCUGGGUUCAGCCUGCUCUAGCGUUGACGGUAUACUACCACCACGAGUUGUUGAAGAAAAAUGGGCAUUACGGUUGUACAGAUACCCGCAAGGAUACCAUCGAUUACAUACCAGGUGUGAGGUUCUUGGAGCCAACAGACCUAAUCUCAUUUUUCCAGGAAACUGAUACUUCGACAGCUAUGCAUCGACUUAUCCAAAAAGCCUUUGCAGAUGUAAAAAAUGCUGAUAUCAUUAUCUGCAACACUAUGGAAGAACUCGAGCCUGAAGCUAUUUCUGUGCUGAAAGAGAAGCAGACUGUGUAUACGAUUGGCCCCUUAUUUCCAUCUCAGUUCACCGACCAAUCUGUGGAGAUGGAUCUAUGGCCUGACUCGGAUUGCAGCCGCUGGCUUGACAGCAAGCCUCCGGGCUCGGUCCUGUAUGCUUCGUUUGGAAGCUAUGCCCAUAGCAAUAAAGAAGAUAUCAGGGCCAUUGCAGAUGGGAUAAUGGUAAGCGGGGUGAGUUUUAUUUGGGUGCUGAGGCCUGGCGUUGUGAAUUGUGAGGCUGUCGACUAUUUUCCGGAUGGGUUUCAUGAAAUUGUGGGAAACAUAGGUUUGGUGGUUCCAUGGUGUAAACAGAAGAUGGUUUUAUCACAUUCUGCAGUCGGAGGAUAUUUGACACAUUGUGGAUGGAAUUCAAUAUUGGAAAGCAUAUGGGUGGGAGUGCCGCUAAUAUGUUUCCCCUUGUUAGGCGAUCAAACCAUCAAUCGGAAGCUUGUGGUUGACGAUUGGAAAAUAGGAAUCAACCUUUGUGAAGGGAAAUUUGUUUCAGGCGAUCAAGUAGCCGAAAGGAUUAAGCUGGUAAUGAACAGGGAGACGUCGCAUGUAUUGAAGAAGAACAUCGAGCAGGUUAGGAAAACAUUGGAGAAUGCAGUAGGAAGUAAUGGGACAUCACGGGUUAAUUUUGAAAAUUUUGUCGAUGAUGUCCAAGCCAGAAGUUUUGCUAAAAAUUAGCCCGUUUGAUGCUUAACUCCUUUGUACAGUAGUCUCAAUUUUCACUGCAGUCUUGAUGGAUAAGGAUUGUUUUGCCUUGGAUUUUUGUAGUUAAGGUAAGUGUCUUUAUCUAAUGUAGACUGCAUUGCUCUCAUCCUUCAAACUCAAGUUGCAAUUUU